Aspergillus sclerotioniger CBS 115572 is the source of this 673-nucleotide messenger RNA. Its product is annotated as copper metallochaperone COX17. Gene Ontology annotation, cellular component: mitochondrial intermembrane space. The coding region runs from base 1 to 279 and encodes 92 amino acids. The transcript is spliced from 3 exons. Gene Ontology annotation, molecular function: copper ion binding; copper chaperone activity. The record is from RefSeq and is a predicted model, not a curated record. Gene Ontology annotation, biological process: mitochondrial respiratory chain complex IV assembly. Lineage: Eukaryota; Fungi; Ascomycota; Eurotiomycetes; Eurotiales; Aspergillaceae.
AUGUCGUGGUUGUUCGGUUCUUCCAAGGGUAGGUCUACCAGCUCGCCGCAUCUAGCCACUGAGAAGGCUGCCCCUGCUCCUGCCGAGUCCGCGCCCGCCGAGAAGCCCAAGCCGAGAACUCCGUCUGAUCGAUUACAGCCAUGCUGCGUUUGCAAGACCGAAAAGACCGCCCGCGAUGACUGCAUGCUCUUCUCCAAGACCGACGAUCCCACCCAGGAGUGCAAGUCCAUGAUCGACCAGUACAAGGCCUGCAUGGCGGGCUACGGCUUCAAGGUCUAGGCAGAUCCGUCCUGCUGUGAGACUCGGAUUGAUAUAUAGUUGAGCGCAUGCAAAUACGGUGUUAGGUUAUGGGUUUUCUGGGUUACUGUAUAUUGGCCAUAUUUUAGCCCUCUGGAGCAUCUCCCUUCUGUGCAAUAAAUGUAUAUUAUCUAUCAUUAUGUUCUGGGUAUUCUAUGUAUGGAGUAAGCAAGCUUUUAUCUCUUCCAGGCGCACAGCAAAGCCCGCACUGUCGAGGUGCAGGCUGUCCCGAACAUCAAAAUGGGUAUCAUAGGAGAAUCGAAUGUAUAAUUGCAAUGAAACACACUAGCCUACCCUCACUGGUUCUUCUUGUCCGUCUCUUCCGCCGCCUUCUGAUCGAUCCUGCAGCUUUGCAGCACCAGCUUCCAGAGACACC